AUGGACGUUGAAAAUCAACAACAGAAAAUCCAGGCUCCUGAACCCCAACCCGGAGCUGACAGUGCUAUCUCUCAACAGCCUGCCGCGCGCGAAUCAAUGGAUCCUAGUGGAGUUAGCAACAGAGUGGGUCUUCGAGGCGGUGGUGAGGGUGAGGACAUUUGCUGUGGCCCUGACAAUCCCGACUUCAAAGGCACCACUGGCGUCUGUGACCGUUGCAGGCGAAUUAACUGGAGGACAAUAUGGUUGAUCGACCUGGUUUCUGUCAAUGAGGACUUACGCAGGUCUGCUCAGCAAGCUUUCGAACCGGCUCCUCAGAAGCAUGGGCCAGUCCAGGGUAUUGGCACGGGCGAGGGUACAGUCGAUGCCUACAGUAACGUUCACUGGAUAGUACCUGUGUUUGACCCAGGCGAGGUGCCUGCCAUUGAUUCUCAGACCUGUUCGUUGUGUAGCUACCUUGGUUCGCUUGCAUAUUUUGGCACAGAUGACGCUGCUGUUGAAAGAUGGUAUCUAGGAUUAUCCACGCAGCCUCUGGCGCCGCGUCACCUGUACCUAGUUGGCAGAUCCCGCUCCUGGCAGCGUGAUACGCUGAUGAGAGGCGAAAUCCUCUAUUCAGAAGCAGCCAUCUCCAAAUCCACAGCCUCAUCGACUGCCAACGACAUCCCGUACAGGCGCUCAAGUGUCGAGCUCGAUUGCUGUCUCCAGGAAAUUGCGGACGACAAUGAAGUAACGAUUUCGACCGCUAAUAUUCCCGACAUGCUGUUGAUCGAUUACUAUGACAGAAAAAUUGUACCAGCUCCCGCAGGAGCAGUCUACAUGGGCCUCAGCUAUAUCUGGGGUCCAAAGCAAUGCUCCAAGGAUCCUUGUCACCCCGGCUGGAGAGAUGAAUCCACUCUAUCUAGCCCGGACUAUUGA
Messenger RNA from Cladophialophora bantiana CBS 173.52, 912 nucleotides. RefSeq lists its product as uncharacterized. The transcript is spliced from 3 exons. Bases 1 to 912 code for a protein of 303 amino acids. The record is from RefSeq and is a predicted model, not a curated record. NCBI's taxonomy places the organism in Eukaryota, Fungi, Ascomycota, Eurotiomycetes, Chaetothyriales, Herpotrichiellaceae.